CGAGUGGUGGUUAGAUGACAUGUACCUGGCUCAACCUCUGUGCUUGCCAGUGAACGUCAACCCAGGCAUGCUGUUUCCUCUGCAGAACAUCAAAUCCAACAACGACAUCGCACUGCUAGCGGCUCGGGUCGUCGCCAAUGUGGCGCAGUUCAAAGAUAAACUUGAUCGGAAAGCCCUGCCGGUAGAACGCGCCACCUCCGGGAAAAAGGCCAACCGCUGUGCAUGGCCCAGUUCUACCGCCUGCUGACCUCAUACAGGGUUCCCGGUCAUGUCAAAGACUCCCUCUACAGUUCAGAGCCCGACUCCCCCUCCCCCCACCAACACGUCAUCAUCGCCUGCAGGAAUCAGGUCAAAUGGAGAAUAC
Molecule: messenger RNA, 364 nt
Organism: Nilaparvata lugens (brown planthopper)
Lineage: Eukaryota; Metazoa; Arthropoda; Insecta; Hemiptera; Delphacidae
Product: choline O-acetyltransferase-like
Exons: 2
Coding region: 20-247 (75 amino acids)
Source: RefSeq, a predicted model, not a curated record